This is a messenger RNA of Racocetra fulgida, 507 nucleotides long. NCBI's taxonomy places the organism in Eukaryota, Fungi, Glomeromycota, Glomeromycetes, Diversisporales, Gigasporaceae. The record is from the annotation of a GenBank genome assembly.
GUAUUAGCAGAGACUCCCGCCACAAGCGUUCGCACACAGGUGCUAAACGGGCUCAAUAUCGCAAAAAAAGGAACUAACACGAAACUUGGACCAAAACGUAUUCAUGAAGUCCGUGUUCGUGGCGGGAAUAAAAAGUUUCGUGCCCUUCGUCUUGACUCUGGUAACUUUUCAUGGGGAUCAGAAUCUAUUACCAAGAAAACGAGAAUCAUUGCUGUUGUUUAUAACGCUUCAAACAACGAAUUGGUUCGAACCAAUACUCUUGUAAAAGGUGCAAUCAUUCAAAUCGAUGCUACACCCUUUAGGCAAUGGUUUGAAGCGCACUAUGCACAACCUCUCGAAGAAUUGAGCAAGAAGCGAUCUAACCAUGUUCAACGAAAAAUUGACAGUCGUAAAGAGGAUGCAAAGGUUGACCCCUUAUUGGAUGACCAAUUUACUACUGGCCGCCUUUAUGGCCAAUGUGGUCGUGCCGAUGGUUAUAUUCUUGAGGGGAAAGAACUCGAAUUUUAU